Apis cerana (Asiatic honeybee) is the source of this 2978-nucleotide messenger RNA. RefSeq names its product arylsulfatase B. Lineage: Eukaryota; Metazoa; Arthropoda; Insecta; Hymenoptera; Apidae. The record is from RefSeq and is a predicted model, not a curated record. Gene Ontology annotation, molecular function: sulfuric ester hydrolase activity.
UCUUCGUGGGUGGACUAUAUAAACGUGUUUAUUUCUGUUCCUCAUUCUUUUGUGUCUCGCAGGAGUUCUUACAUAAACAUCGCGUAUGAUGUUCUGAUCACUUAUUUUAGUAAAUUGUGUUUUGAAUUGUUAAAAAAAUCGUGUCCUUCUUGCGUUACAAAUUAUAUAAUUUUUCACUGGAUUUUUAUUUUAUUUUUUAUUUUAUUGCAUUUUUUUUAUUUUCGUCAAAAAUGCGUCAUUUUUUCAUAAUAUCGAUGGCUAUGUCUUUGCUACCCUUAAUAUUAACUAUCGGUUGUGUACUCGGUCUAUAUGAAACGGCACCUCACAUUAUUGUAUUCAUGGCUGAUGAUUUGGGGUGGAACGACGUCGGUUUUCACGGAUCGAAUCAGAUACCAACUCCCAACAUUGACGCUCUCGCGUACAAUGGAAUUAUAUUAAACAGGCACUACGUUCUACCGUCAAGCACACCAUCUAGGAUAGCUUUUUUCACCGGCCUUUACCCGAUUCGUAUCGGGAUGCAAGGGGAUGGAAUUCGUGGUGGCGAGCCACGCGGUCUUCCAUUGCACAUAAAAAUUUUGCCUGAGCAUUUACGAGGUUUAGGAUAUACGACGAAAUUAAUUGGGAAAUGGCACAUGGGAUACCACACGCCCCAGUAUACGCCGUUGCAUAGGGGGUUCGACACGUUCUUUGGCUUUUACAACAGCCACAUCACGUAUUACGAUUACGAGUACUCGAAUCAGAACAUGACCGGAUACGACAUGCAUCGUGGGGAUGAUCCGGCGUAUGGAAUUAAGCGGGAAUACGUGACAGAUUUGUUCACCAAGGAAGCGAUCAGAAUCAUCGAGAAUCACGAGCUUCCUAGACCUCUUUACCUUCAGAUCUCGCAUCUAGCGGUUCAUGCACCUAUAGAACAACCGGAGGAGUCGAGCAACGACGAGAUCAUACAGAUUCGCGAGCCAAAUCGGCGAAAAUAUGCCAAAAUGGUGUCGAAAUUAGACGAAUCGGUUGGGCGUAUAGUUCACGCGUUAGGCGAGAGAGGAAUGCUGAGGGACUCCCUAAUCCUGUUUCUCACCGAUAAUGGAGCAGCUUCGAUCGGUAGAUACAGAAAUUACGGCUCGAACUAUCCAUUAAGAGGAACGAAAUACACUUUAUACGAAGGAGGGGUGAGAGGAGUCGCGGCAUUAUGGUCGUCGAGACUGGAGAAAGCGGCCCGUGUUUUCAAGAAAUUGAUACACAUAACUGAUUGGUUGCCCACCCUUUAUUCCGCAGCUGGUGGAGAUCUAAAGGAUCUAGGCGAGAUCGAUGGGAUCGAUCAAUGGCGCGUACUUAGCGAGGGGCAAGGGCACGGCAGAGAGAAACUUUUGUUAAAUAUCGACGAAGUUAUGAAAACCGAGGGGGCGAUAUACAGCCGGUUCAAAUUGUUGCGAGGUUCCGUAGGGAACGGUUAUUACGACAAAUAUUACGGGGACUCCGGAAGAACGUUAGAGACACCGCCGUACACGGAAGUGGUGUUGAAAAGCGCCGUUUCUCAAAGUAUCACCUAUCAUCUGGGCGGCCCGGUGACACAGCCAAGCACAAUGAUACAAUUAAGGCGAGAAGCGACCGUCCAAUGUCACCCAAAUGUGUCGUAUUAUUUCAGGCACUCGUUUACAUAUUGUAACGUGACGGAAUGUUUAUUCGAUAUAGUGAACGAUCCAUGCGAAACAAAAAACAUCGCGGAAGCUUAUGCCAGAAUCGCAAGAGAUUUGGAUCUUUACCUGGAACAGUAUGGUCGCGUUUUAAUGAAACAAAUUAGAAAACCGGUGGAUUGGCUGGCCGAUCCAAGAAGAAGGAACAACACGUGGGAACCAUGGAUGAAUUCGAAAGCCGCGAUAUACGUUCAAAAUAUCGGAACUAUAUACGUCAAUUUAGCAUAUUACAUUCAUGUUUCGAUCAUAUUCAUAUCGAUAUUGAUGAACAAUUUUAUCUGAUUGUAUAAUAUUUCAGGAUGGAUGUUGUAGUAGCAUCGAUAAAUUAAUCGAUUUGAUUUCAAACGAUGUUUUAAUACGAUAGGGUAACUUGAGCAACUUCAGUAAUACUUCAGUGUCUUCCAAUUUUUUUUUUUUAAUCCUCUUUUAGAGUGUUUAAAUAUUUUUUCCUCCGUAUGAAGUAAAAAAAAUGUUUUCGUAUCAUAAACUUGAACUAAUACAAAAUUAAAAACGUAUAACUUUUACAGUUCUAUUGGGCGGCACGAUCGAUUUGUUGCAAUUGUUAUUGUUACUAAUAUAAGCAUAAAUUCAUCUAUAAAUAUAAAUCAUGUAAAUUCGUUUAUGUUAAAAAUAAAUGUAAAAAUAUGGCUGGCAGAUCUUAGGCUUGACUGAUAAAUUCUGGCGAAUAAUAAAUAAAUUUAACGAGACAGAAAUUGAAAUAAAUGACUUCACAUUUCCGUAAUUAAGUAAUUCAAUAUGUCUCGAAUAAGAUCUUUUAGCGAAAAAUACUUGUUAUACCUGCCAUAAUUUAAGUUAUUUAGAAGAUUACACAUAAUUUACAAUGUUUAUUUUCAAUUUAUACAUUCAUCAAUUCUUGCAUAUGAUGUUAAAGAAAUAUCUUAUAAAGUUAAAAUAGUAAAGUAAAAAUGAUGCAAAAAAAAAUACAUUACAUCAAUAUUAUCUUACAUCUUUUUAUAAUUAUAUCUUUUAUAGGAAAUUCGUUAUAUUUCUGUAAAAUAUAUUUGUUUUUGUUGAUUUUUUAAAUAUUUAUAUAUAUACUUAUCUGUAUGUAUAUAACAUGUUUUAUUUCUUUUACUACUUAAAAAAUUGCUUAUUUCCAAGUUAAAAGUUAAUGAAACAAGUUUUAACGAUUUAAAUAUUCAUGUAAUUUUAAAUAGUUACAAUAGUUUAAAUAAAUGUUAUCUAAUUUGUGUAUAAAUCAUUAGCAAUUAUGCUAAAUUCUAUAUAUGUAUAUUUUUUUUUAAUAAAAAUAAAAUAGAAAACAGAAAA